Anarrhichthys ocellatus (wolf-eel) is the source of this 2824-nucleotide messenger RNA. RefSeq names its product retinoid X receptor, alpha a (gene rxraa). NCBI's taxonomy places the organism in Eukaryota, Metazoa, Chordata, Actinopteri, Perciformes, Anarhichadidae. Gene Ontology annotation, cellular component: nucleus. Bases 272 to 1777 code for a protein of 501 amino acids. Gene Ontology annotation, biological process: regulation of DNA-templated transcription. Gene Ontology annotation, molecular function: sequence-specific DNA binding; zinc ion binding; nuclear steroid receptor activity. The transcript has 11 exons. The record is from RefSeq and is a predicted model, not a curated record.
GAGCGCUAGGAGGAGAGGGAGAGGAGAGCGCAGCAGCUGAGUGAGCAAACAAGAGGGCAGAAACAUUUCGGUUAUCUUUCCGAGAUUUAUCACGCAUCGACCUGUCACUUUUACUGCUUCGUGCCGAGUCUUAACUUGAAAGAGGACCGCAGCAGCAGCAGCGCCCUGGUCUGGUGGUCUGGUCUGCCCGGGCAGUCCGCCUGCGAAAAAAAAAGAAAACUCUCCGAAACGCGGUCGUCUCAGCGGGCAUGAGCUAAUCUACCAGACAGUCAUGGAAACCAAACCGUUCCUGUCAUUGGGGUUCCUGAAGCCCCAGUGCUCGUUGGCUCAUCCCAUGCAGCGAGGUCGCUCGGUCGAGGCUUGUUCCUGCUUCAGCGGCAUGUGUCACCUCCACCAGCGUCGCCUGUCCUCAGACUCGUUGGGCCAGCUGACCUCCUCGCCCACGUCUCACCGGGGAAUGCACCCGUCUCUGCUCAGCCCGACCUCCAUGGGGCCCUCGGGCUCCCUCCACUCUCCCAUCAGCACGCUGAGUUCGCCCAUGAACGGCCUCGGCUCGCCCUUCUCUGUCAUCAGCUCGCCCAUGGGUCCCCACUCCAUGAACUCGCCCGGCAUGGGAUACGGCCCCAGUGUCAGCCCCCAGAUGUUCCAGCUGAACUCCCCGAUGAACUCGCUCAGCAGCACGGAGGACAUCAAGCCCCCGCUGGGCCUCAACGGCGUGAUGAAGGUGCCCGCCCAGCCCUCGGGCACCAUCCUGUCGCUCACCAAGCACAUCUGCGCCAUCUGCGGCGACCGCUCCUCAGGUAAACACUACGGGGUGUACAGCUGCGAGGGCUGCAAAGGUUUUUUCAAGCGGACGGUGCGCAAAGACCUCACCUACACGUGCCGGGACAGCAAGCACUGUGUCAUCGACAAGCGCCAGAGGAACCGCUGCCAGUACUGCCGCUACCAGAAGUGUUUAGCCAUGGGCAUGAAGAGAGAAGUUUUGUUACAUGCAGCCGUUCAGGAGGAGCGCCAGCGAGCCAAGGAGAGAAGCGAGAACGAGGUGGAGUCCACCAGCUGCGCCAACGAGGACAUGCCCGUGGAGAAGAUUCUGGAGGCCGAGCAGGCGGUGGAACCCAAAAACGAGACCUACAUCGAGACCAACCUUGGUGUGCCAUCCAAUUCGCCCAACGACCCGGUGACAAAUAUCUGUCAGGCGGCUGACAAACAGCUCUUCACCCUGGUGGAGUGGGCCAAGAGGAUCCCCCACUUCUCUGAGCUGCCGCUGGACGACCAGGUCAUCCUUCUACGAGCAGGUUGGAACGAACUCCUUAUUGCAUCAUUUUCGCACCGCUCGAUAUCGAUUAAGGACGGGAUCCUGCUGGCGACCGGGCUGCACGUCCACCGCAACAGUGCGCACAGUGCCGGAGUGGGAGCCAUCUUUGACAGAGUGCUCACAGAACUGGUGUCAAAGAUGAGGGACAUGCAGAUGGAUAAGACGGAACUGGGGUGCCUUCGAGCUAUAGUCCUUUUCAACCCAGACUCUAAAGGUCUGUCCAAUCCAGGGGAGGUGGAAGCUCUGAGAGAGAAAGUGUACGCGUCUUUAGAGGCCUACUGCAAACAGAAGUACCCCGACCAGCCUGGCAGGUUUGCCAAACUGUUGCUGCGGUUACCAGCGCUGCGCUCCAUCGGCCUCAAGUGUCUGGAGCACUUGUUCUUCUUCAAGCUCAUCGGGGACACGCCCAUCGACACCUUCCUCAUGGAGAUGCUAGAAGCCCCGCAUCAAAUGACAUUAUAGCAGAGAGGGUUGAGGCCCCCCCCCCCCCCCAACAUCUACCACCAGAUCUGGAUCGGGGGCAGUGUCCCUCCAGCGAGGGACAGAUCACGUGUCAGAUGGAGAACCUCCCCCUUCCUCCCUACCCUCUCCCCUUUGGAUGUGUUUUAAGACAAUUAAUUCAUCAUGUCUAUGGGUCUGUUUUAUACCUUGUAAAAAAUAUAUAAAUAAGAAAUAUAUAUAUAGAUAUGAAAAUCACGAGUGACAACAGUGGACUUCAACUAAGGUCGGACAGAAGACAAAAGAAGCGCAUUGAGCCAUCCUUUCCAUCCUUUCCAUUAUUUCCAUCCUUGCUGUUCCUACACGGUGACGAGAAAAAGCAAACGAUCGGGUUUUAACACCCACAGUUGCAGGUAUUUAAAAAAACAGAAAAAAAACAAAACACGGCGUUGAUGUCACAUUUGGACACUCAGCGUUGUGAUCGGGGACAAUCGUGGACUGGGAGAGCCUCAGGCCGCCUAGACUUGGAACUGAGCCCUCUCUCUCUCUCUUUUUCAGGACUGAACUCACUUUGGGGGAGGGACGGUGUGUGAGUGGGGGGAUGGGGGGGGAUCCCGCCCGACUCGACCGCACGCACGCGUCAGGUCUUGCACUAGCCGUUGUGAAUUUGCUGGAGUCGAAACUCGGGGGGGUUAACGAGACUGCAAGUCCUUAAAAGAAAAAAAAGAAUAACCUCAGGUGUCUGCCCGAUUCCAACGGACACAGACCACGUCUUACUCCGUCAGCACUGUGCGACAUCGGGGAGGACGACAUUUCUCGUCAAUCGGCCCUUCAGCUAACGCCAAUCGACCGAGUCGGGAGAAGAUGCAGGCCGACAGCAGCACAUUAGCUUUACGACGCUGUGCGGCGCUCUGAAACUUGGCCUCGUCCCAUGUCACAGCAUUUUGGGCCUUUUGUUGCGACGCCGGCCAGAAAGUGAGCGUCAGUCUCAUCUGUUGGGGGGGAGAAACAUCCUCAUAUUCGCGUCACUUCACGUGACUUUCAGCACACCAUCUCUACACCUCCACACUC